AUGCUGCAGCUGAGGAACGAGGGGAGCCAAAGUGCAGGCCCAGGGGCCUGGGACCCCAAGUCUCUGAGGUUGUCAGUGCCAUCCAAGGGCCCACUGCCUGGGGAAGGGCAGGAAGCCCCUUUGACCAAGUCAUGGCUCCCACUCUACCCCUCAGGUCCCCGGCUAUCUGGAGGCCACAGCCUUCAUGAAACAUCCACGGUUCUAGUGGAGACUGUGACCAAGUCUUCCUCAAGCCAGGGCUCCAGCUACAGUUCCAUCCCCAAGUUCUCCUCGGAUGCCAGCAAGGUGGUGACACGGGGCCCUGGGCUGUCCCAGGCCUUUGUGGGCCAGAAGAACUCCUUCACCGUGGAUUGCAGCAAAGCAGGCACCAACAUGAUGAUGGUGGGCGUGCACGGGCCCAAGACCCCCUGCGAGGAGGUGUACGUGAAACACAUGGGGAACCGGGUAUACAAUGUCACCUACACUGUCAAAGAGAAAGGGGACUACAUCCUGAUCGUCAAGUGGGGUGAUGAAAGUGUCCCUGGAAGCCCCUUCAAAGUCAAUGUGCCCUGAAUCCCACAAGUGCCUCCCCCAGCCUCAGCCCCCACCUCCAGCCAAACCACACUCACUCUCACACACACACACACACACACACACACACACACACACACACGUGCCACACGCAGAUCACAUGCGCAGAAUCAGACACUACAAGCACCUGCCCUGGGUGUGAAGUGAAUGCACAGCCUCACACCCACUGUGCCCUGGAGGUUGGAGGGCCUCGUCUGUCUCAGGACAGUGUCCCUCCCUCAAACAUGACAUGAGGGCAGAGGCUGUGACCUGAGAGGCUGGACAGGGAUUGGGGGCCAGUGAAGCCCUGAGUUUCCUGGCACAGCUGAGGCCAGUGUUGGGGGUGUCUGUGUGUGUGAGAAGUCACCCUCAAGCCGCACUCCCAGCCAGGCCUCCCUGCCCCUGAGGACUGCGUCUGGCCGCUCUGGUGGCCACAACCCCAGCGUGUUAAGGACUUGGAAAAGAAAGCACAAUCAGAGAAGAAAACAGACCCUGAAGCAAGCCACACGUGGACUGGCCCUCAGCAUUGCCUACUUCACCCCAGCCAGGCUUCCUGGGGGACUGAUUUCUCUUUUUUUUUUUUUAUGGUUGCACAGCUCUGCCCCAUGGGGGGCCUUUUUUACACACUGCGAGGCCCAGCUUUCUGGGGGACUUUUGCACAUGUAAUGUGGCUCAGCUGGGAGCUGCUUAGGUGGAAAAUUCCAAAUAAAGUGAGGCCUGUCGCAGA
This is a messenger RNA of Galeopterus variegatus (Sunda flying lemur), 1276 nucleotides long. RefSeq names its product filamin-C-like. Gene Ontology annotation, molecular function: actin filament binding. Gene Ontology annotation, biological process: actin cytoskeleton organization. The transcript has 2 exons. The record is from RefSeq and is a predicted model, not a curated record. The coding region runs from base 1 to 552 and encodes 183 amino acids. NCBI's taxonomy places the organism in Eukaryota, Metazoa, Chordata, Mammalia, Dermoptera, Cynocephalidae.